Zootermopsis nevadensis is the source of this 8021-nucleotide messenger RNA. Lineage: Eukaryota; Metazoa; Arthropoda; Insecta; Blattodea; Termopsidae. The record is from RefSeq and is a predicted model, not a curated record.
GAUUCCAACGCAAGUAGGGAGGUGUGUUGACACCUGUGAAAUAUAAGUAAUUAUUUUUAAUACAUCUGACGGUGUCAAUAUUGACAUGUACUGAAAGUAGAAUGGAGGAUCUCCUUUUACAAAUUGUUAAAGAAGCCUCCAGUACUAAACUCUGCGUACUACGGAAGUCGGCGCAAGAGGCUCAUGACUUUCUGGAUUCCCAACAAGGUCUGUUACGCGACCCAGCUCAUGAGCUGAGAGCAAAAUGUCUGCGUGCCUUGCAGCUUGCACUGGAGACGAAACGAAGCAAGUUUGUGGCGUAUGGUCUCUCUGGCCUCCAUAAACUCGUUCGAGAUGACCGUUUCCAGUCUAAUUUUGAGCCGGAAGAUGAUUCGCUGUGGCUGCCAUCACAGCUCCUGCAUGCCAUGGGUUCAAUCCUAACCCAUUCGGAUGACACACAAGUUGAUAUGCUGAAGGUACUUCUGAAUGUGGCGUGCAGCAACUAUUGGAUCAUGAACGGAAGAAUUAUUAUCCAGAUUCUGACUCUGUGCAGUGAAGCGCACGAGACGGGCAACCAGGCUGUUCGAACAGCUGCCCAGGCAGCCGCCAGUCAGACGCUGCGGUCGUUCUGCAACUUUCUCGAAGAAGAAUCUCAGGAGCUUGAUAAGAGUCUGAGACAGACCGGCGCAAUCUGUGAGGGAGGAUCCGGGGUGUCGUGCUUCAACGAGGUGAUUCCCAUCCUGCAGUUCAUCUGCAGUAAAAUGGAUGAGGCACAGGCUGUGGGGAGAUGUGGCAACAGUGUAGUGUUUCUGCUGGAGUGUUUGCACACGUUGGUCGCCAGCCUUCCCCAGCAGAUUCAUAACAAUCAUCACUUCACAGCUUUCCUGUGGCAGAAGUUCUGUCCCGCGCUGAUAGCGUUCCUCGGUUCUCCUCGCGUGGACAAGCACAUCGUAUCACGAGGCCAUCUUGCGGCCGGAGAGGGUGGAGAGGUGCAAGGUCGUGGAUCGGGCUGCCUUGCCACUGCUCCCAGCUUCAACAGUUCGGAGGCAAAAACCGUCUACAGGUUUGCGUCUAUCGGCACGCAGUUGGUGCGUCUCGUUGGGUGCGUCGGGUCUCUGAGGCCUGUGUUGGAGUCUGUGUUCCAUCGGAUGUUACUGUAUCCGCCACCUCAGCAUCGCCUCGAGGCUCUCAAGUCACUACGAGAAUUGCUGCGAAGUCCGAGUCGCAUUGUGGAUUUUGCUGGUCCGAUACUGCUGGAGGAUGACAAAGGAUCCCAACAGCAGAGCGAUAUGGCGCUUAUGCGGCUAGUGAUGGAUUCCAUAGAGGAGUGCAGCAGAUCCGCAGAUACGUCGGUGUGCAGUGCCAGUGUGGCGUGUAUUGUUGCUAUGUUGGGCUCACUGGAGGAGUUGUGUACUGGCAAAGGUAUUACGCACACCUACAUGGACCGAAUAAAUGCCAUGUACGCACAGCUGGACCAAUGUGACUACCAAGGUCCGUUAACUUACCAAUCAUUGCUGCGACUUCCGAAACCAUAUAGAGACUGUAUUGAGCGUGAAUUGAUGGCUUCCCGGACUGGCAUCACUGGAGGAGGGCGCGAUGUUGAGAGUGACAGCAGCAGCGGAAUUGAGCAGGGGGAUGAGCCACCGCCGCGCGUGCACCGACCGCCAUCACAGUGCAGCGAUGGCAGCAAUGCUAGUACAGACUCGGGAGAGACGGAAGGACCAGAGGAAGGCUUCAGCAGCGAUCAUGCUCAGGUGGAUGAGAUGUUGGAACAGGUUGAGCUGCAGCGAGAACAGGAAGAAGCUCUCAGGUUAGAGAAGCUGCCCCGUACACUGCACCGUGGUGAUGACGUGGCUGUUCACCAGGUCGGUGAAGAGUACAUAGAUGUUGAGAGACACAGUGCCCGCCAGUUUGCUCAGACUCUCCAAAACUUUGUGCCCUCGCUGCUGACGCUUCGCAGCUCUGUUGAAGUGGACGAGGCGCUGCAAAAGUUCUCAGCCAAGUACUGCCAAGGCCUGUUUUCUCAGCAGCAAAUUUCACCAGACAACAGCAGCAGUACACAUAACCUCACUCUUAUAACUAUCAUCAAUGCUGAUGGAAUUUACUUGGCCACUUAUUCAGCUUUGCUUCUGAACUUAAAGCUUAUUAAACAGGGGUACUACCAGGAUCUACAUUCCAAGCCAGUUCCAAUGACAGAGGAGCAGUUUGUAGAGAGUGUGCAUGGAAGUGGGGUGCUGGUCUACCUCUCUGAUACUUGGCUGUCGGAACUCUACCAGCUGAUCCUCGCGACGAGCGUACUUGAAAAGUGCGGCUUCAAUACAAACUCCAGUACUAACUAUGCUCUCAUUAACCUUCUCACAGAUGUGGACGGGCUGGAUAGUUGCCAGCAGGGUGGCCAACUUCUGUCAGACUGUCAGCGGCUUGAAAGGGCUGCCACACAUACUGACACCAGCCCAGAAGUUGAUGCAGGUGUGAAGCUGUCUCGUCGUGUGCUGACUUGUUGCUGGGAUUCGAUGCUUUCUGUUCUGUCAGCUGGUUUGGGUGACCCCAGAGGUCAGCUGGGUGUCACAUCUAGCUUGGCACUACUUCUUGGGUCAGAAGGUGCUCGAGAGGAGCAUCGCAGAGCGAGGGACAGUAUUGUGGCAAGUCUAGAAGGUCUCCAGAAGGCUGCCCGACUCAGCAAUAUUUUAGGAUUGCAGAAUCGGUGCGGUAGCGUUUUCUCCCUCCUUGCGACAGCAGCCUGCCCCGACACCAAUAGUGGAGACAGAGUGGAGUCCCCUGGUAGGCACAGACUGGGACGACCUCGUAGUAUGCUGAAGUUGCUGCAGAGGCAGCACAAGCUCCACACUUCCCAUGCUCUCAGUAUGGAUGUCCUGUUGGGUCGAGGACUUGAACUCGGGAGCCACAGCCCUGAUUGUUGGGCCCAUGUGUUCAAGUGUUGUGUUUAUGUCAGCAAAUUGGAGCAUGGGUUUUUCAGCCAAUCGCAGAACAGAAAUUUGGGCCCAAAGCUGGCUAUAAAGCAUCCAGUUUCAAACAGUGAUAAAACUUCAAAUAUGGACAGACCAAGUUUUACAGUUCAGGAUGAUGAUGAAACCUGCAUCGAUGUAUACAGUUUCUUGGCAACUUCGAGUGCCCCCGAGUCCAGUUCUGGAUCUAUUACGGAGUUGAUUCAGGAGAGCAAUGCAGACAUCACAUCACAAGGAGUGUUGAGUUACGAGUAUGCAGCUAGGGUGAGCUGUGUACUGUCACAGCAGGUUGACAGGCUGUUUGAUGAUGCUGCGCUGAAGCUGAAUCUGCAGGCCCUGACCAGUUUCCUGACAGCGCUGGUUGCAGCGUCACAGGUGCAGCUGUUCUCUACGUUAUCACAGCAUGCGGGGUCUUCCACUAAUCCCGGAUCAGUCAAGCGAUGGUGGCCGCGGCGAGAGCGGACCUCCCGAGGCAAUGCCAGCCCUCUGUUAGGAGGCUCCCAGUUAUUGCUUUUGCAUCGAGUUGGAGACGCGAUGCUCAAAACUGUUCGCAGCGGUCGUCCUCUUAUUCACGUGAUGAGAGCCUGGUCAGUUGUUGGACCUCACCUUAUGGAGGCGGCUUGCCACAAGGAGCGAGCAGUCUCGAAGAAGGCGGUGGCCUGCAUCCACGAUACAGUUAUGGCAGUGCUAAAUGAACAGGUGGAGUUGCCGCACUUCCACUUCAAUGAGGCACUGUUCAAACCAUUCGAAAACCUUCUGUGUUUGGAACUGUGCGACGUCGAUGUGCAAGACCAAAUUGUAAGCUGUAUCUGUGAAUUUGUCGAAGCAAGUCGAACAGAAAUUAGAUCAGGUUGGCGGCCCUUGUUUGGAGCUCUGCGUGUUGUGAAGCUGUCGGCCCAUCAUUCACAAGAUGAAACCAGCACAAGUCAUUUGCAUGCCUUUCUGGAUGUCUUCGAGGUGUUCCUGGAUACGGACAAUCCGCUCGUGUUCUCCAAUGCUGCCGUUGACUGUAUCCUUUGCCUGUUGAAACAUGUUCGUGGCCCCAGCGAACUUGAAGAUGCACAAGCAGGCAGCAGUGAACCUUUAGGUUAUGAUGACUGUGUUCCGAACCCAACACUAGAACUGUGCGUCGCUGCUCUUAAGUUCCUCACUCGCUCUGCUGGUAUCCUUGCUUCAAUGUACAGCAUGCCAGCAUGCCCCAUGUUCCACACAGCUCACAGAAUUCAGCUAAAUAACUGCCCACAGCAAGUGGAUGCAGUACUCCCAAACAUAGAAGUGGUCCAUUUUGAUGGGGAGGAUGACGACGACUCCGGGACGAGCGACGCGUUGUAUCAACCGCUCUGGCCAUUGCCGAGUGACGCGUCUUCGCUGGAUGCUGUGGAUCAGGCUAGCGGUGUCUUGCGCGUGUUGUUCAUGUUGUUGGAGGGAUUGGCUAGUGCGACCGUGACGUGUCCUCGCAAGUUCCAACCUCACACUCUUGACGCACUAUUCCAGCUGCUUAGGGACCUCAUACACGUGCCAGGACCGCAGUUUGCCCUGCACUGCGUGAACCACCUGCUACUUCCCAUGGUGCAGAACUGGUUGCGCAAGACGGGCCGCAUCGUUCGAGGCUGGGACAACUUCGCACCCAACUUUAAGCAGUGCUGUGGCCUCACUACAGACCUCGUAGUUAACUUCCUCACCCAGCUGCAACAAGGUACGGAGUCUCCCAGCAUCCCUCAGGCCACUCUGAUGUUGAAACAACUUCUAUUGGUCAUGGUGGAAUGCAUUGUACAGCCAACAGAAAGCAUUGCGAGACUGGGCUGUGCUUGUAUAAGACAUGUGAUCCUGAGUGCAGGGCCAGUUUUGACCCCAGACCAGUGGCAUAUCACCUGUCUCGCACUACACAGAGCAUGUUCCGUGUCUCUACACUCCCUGCAGCAGCUGAUGGUUGCAUUCUGCCCUGGAUCACACAGCUUCUAUGGCGACGUAGGUCAGGUGAAAGUGGCAGCCCGCAGAGACUGUACAACGAGGGAGAGUGAGCGCCUCCGACAACUGGCACAGCAGGUAUUCUUGCUCGAGGGACAGCGCGAUGUGUCUGUAGCCCCCGGGCAAUGCUCCCGUUCUGGCAGUGUCGGAGAUGGGGGAGUGGCGUCAAUUGGGACCUCAAGUGGUGAAGAGAGGAGUUACAUCUUUCUGCUCUACCCUCCAGACCUGAGCCAUACCCUGAACCCUGACCUGUUCAUCGUGCGAGUACCGUUCCGCAACUUGGUCGUGGGUCUACUUGCCCACCAGAUGCUGCUGCAAACGGUGGGCAGCGUGUUGCUGCAGGGAACGGCUCAUGUCAUUCCGAGCUUAGCUAACGUACUACUUCAGAGCCCAGCUUCCGCUCCUCUUGACGGCUCUGGCAGUCAUCCUUCUGGUGAGCAGCAGCAGCUGUCAGGCCUCAUGCGCUACAUGUCGCCAUCACACAUACAGAUGCUUCUGUCCUGCCUCGAUCUCUCGUAUGAACGUGCCAUCGCAUUCGACUCGCGUCCAGGUCUCAAGUUUCUGGUGCAGAGGGUAGCGGGACUGGAACGAGCAGCCAACCUUUAUCGCCAGGCUGGUGCCGCAUGGACCAUCAAGGUGGUGACAUUGUUUGACCUGUGUCUUCAUGAAGUUGGUCGCAGCGGCGCCACGCUGGAUAAGGUUAAGAGGAUCUUGGAAGAUGAGCCUCCUGGACACACAGAGGUUGGAAGUACUGAUAAGAAAUCAGGCUGGGAGGAAAGAUGUAUAAAUAACUCGGACAAAUUGAACUCCGGCUCGCUCGGUGAAGGUAUCAUGCAGAGUCCUACCUCACUAACGAGCGGCAGUUGCGAUGAGUACGGAGACAUGGCCGUGUUUUUGUACCGUCUUCGGGCUAGUUUUGACCAGCUGUGCGAGACGUACGUCGACGUAGUUCUCGAUAAGGACGGUCAGCACUCCGCGGUGGAUCGCAUUGCUGAUGAACCGAUAUUCUUCCUGAUUGCCCAGCCUAACGACUUCCCCGAGAUCCGACAUAAGGAAUCUCUGCCGCACGCAUCCGUUACAUCCACCGCCACUAAUUUCUCGUUCGAAGAGAAGAGAGAGUUUGCGCCCGCGACCGAAACUCCCCGUCCCGUUAGCGUUACCGCUUACAAUCUGGAUGACGUGCAAGGCAAGAAAUUUAAUCCAAACCCAACUGCUGGUGAAAAUGGAUCUGAAAACAUAAAAGAUGAUCUCCGACAUGACGAAGAUACGUCUCUGAUGCCGGAAGUGGAGUCACCUAUUGAUUCAGGUGAUGAAGAUGUUUUCGAACAGCCAGCAAAAACAAAAGAUAAUAAAACAUCUGAUCGCCCAUUUGUUCUGGCAGAUUUUACUAGACAGUCGUAUUCGACAAGCGACAGCGAGGCAGAUAUGAGGGUGGAAGAUGCACCAGAACAAGAAGAUCGCCGUGGCGACGAAGGCGACAUAACCGAAGAUGCCGUCUAUGACGUGGCAACUGAGAAGGAUAUAGCAAAUCUGAUGGGAGAAUAUAAGAGACGCAAGCAGACGAGAUCGAUGCCUCCGAGGAGGAAUCCAUUCUGCUCUUCCAGGACGGACUCCCCGCCACUGGGCCACCCGCUUCCGAGCCAGCCGGUGCCGCUAGAGAUCGAGCAGCAGCGACGCAGCAGCUUAUGCAGGGACAGCGAAGCUCACCGCAAGGUCUGGGCUGAAAUGCUAGGGUCAGUGUUUGACCUGCUCGCCCAGCUGGACGAUCCGCACUUCAGAAUUCUUCUCCCCGUUCUGUUCCACGGUGUUCGUCGCCUAACAGCGCACGCCACUGACCCAGGGCUAAAACAGGCCGUCGCAGAAUUGUUUCACAGAGUCGCCAUGAUGUAUGGGUUUAGUCCCGAGUAAUAUGUACGUGCACGUUUCUGUCAGGUUUCCUUGUUUUACGCAACUUCUGUGUAGGACGAUGAUGCUGUUGCUUACGCUGGAUGAAAAAUACUACCCUUGUAAUUAGUGUCUGGGGUUUUCACUGUAAAAAGAUUAAUGCUGACUUUCACAGAUGCCAAGAAAUCGGAGGUACCCGAAAAAGUACAGAUGACGUGAAACUCGGAUGAAUAGAUCAGAAGGAAGACAAGGUUUUUUUUUGGAAAAUAUUUAAAUUAGGUCAGAGUUGAGUAACGCAAUGUUACAGCUUUUACCAAAUGUCAAUUUUCCCUUAUUUCCACCGUCGUCGUGUCUCGUUGCAGCCAGGAAUGUAGCAGAAAAUGUCGCCACAGACAUUGAUUGCAGUUGAUUUGCGUUGUUAAAAUCGUGUCUGAAUAAGUCGGCCACUAAUCUAGUUAGUUGGAGUAAUCCGUGACGUAAGGGAAAUAUUUUUUGUCCAGUAUUUGACAAUAUUCGUUCCUCGUUUUAGAAUUUUCCGUCUAGUCAUUUUUAAAAUGUGAACAGGGGAUUGGAAAUAAUUUAUAUUUGUCAUUUAUUAAUUUAUGUCAUAUUUAUUUUUGUGUUUUGUUUCGUGGAAGACGCUGCCCCUGGGGCUGCACACCCAGGGGUAAGCAUAGACUAAUAGGGCAGCUUUUGACGUGUAAUUCUGCUAAGACUAGAGUAGACAAUUCAGGUUUUGUUUUUAAGUGAAAAUCUGUAAAAUUGUUAUUAUUCAGUUUUACCCCAGGUGUAAUUAUUAACAGCUCUUGAUUAUUUUAUUGUCAGUGGCGUAUUAUGGGGGGGGGAGAAGGAAAGAAAGAAAGAAAGAAGGUCCCAUACAUUUAUGUACUGCAUUCUUCAAUGUAUGUUCUAUGAUUUCAAUAUAACUUAUUGUGGGUCUUAAUUCAGGGGCCGUAAAGUAGUUAAUGUCGAUAAUAGUGAGAUAUUUGAAGAGGAAGACGAUUAAAUUCUAUACAAAAGGGCACUUUAAUAUGUGUGUGUAUAUUUGAUUGGCGUAAUUUGAUUAAUUGUAAUCAUGUAUAUGGCAACUGUAACUAAUUGACUGAUUAAUUAGCCACUUAAUUGGCUACUAAAACAUAAGAGUGGCUUGAUAAAGUAGUGUAUAACGUUUGAAUUUUGUGUCUGACCUUAUUGAUCCAUUAAACUAUAAAGUAAACCCUCUUA